AUGCUACGGCUAGCCCUUCGCGCUCCUCGCCCCCACCCUCCCGUCUCCGGGAACAAUUCCUCAAACAGGGGAAACUUAACAUUCACUGCAUAUCUCGCUUAUUACGCAUUCAAUGAGAAAUCCCCGCAACGCCGCCAGGGGAGACUCCCGUUCGAUUGUUUCGCGACAAUCAUCAUCCCGUACUCUCCCCGGUCACUGUUGCACCGGGAUUCUGUACCUCAUUGUGUGUUGCACGGGGGGAGCUCGCCGCGACCAGCGGGAGUUCCGCCUAGGAGUUGGACCCUCGCGCGGUUCCCCGCUGCUCUCCGAGUGGACCAGCUCGUCGCGACCGCUUCUUGCCCCGCGGGGAUGGCGGACAAAAACUAUCCGCCCUUCGGCAUUAGAUUUAGCGUGGCGGGU
Molecule: messenger RNA, 399 nt
Organism: Iphiclides podalirius (scarce swallowtail)
Lineage: Eukaryota; Metazoa; Arthropoda; Insecta; Lepidoptera; Papilionidae
Source: the annotation of a GenBank genome assembly